This is a messenger RNA of Papaver somniferum (opium poppy), 2384 nucleotides long. RefSeq lists its product as uncharacterized. The transcript is spliced from 2 exons. Lineage: Eukaryota; Viridiplantae; Streptophyta; Magnoliopsida; Ranunculales; Papaveraceae. The coding region runs from base 24 to 1529 and encodes 501 amino acids. Gene Ontology annotation, molecular function: catalytic activity. The record is from RefSeq and is a predicted model, not a curated record.
CAAGGCCCUCGUUUAUUCGAGUUAUGAAGAAGUUAAUCAAGAGACAUAAGCCAACUAUCGUGGCUUUGCUAGAGACAAGAGUGCUGGCUUCCCAUGCAGCUGGUAUUGUCGGUCGUUUGGGUUUUUCAAAGUCUAUUGUGAUUGACCCUGAGGGUUUUUCUGGGGGUAUGUGUUUGUUAUGGGAUCCGGAGGAGGUGGAUAUUCAGGAUACUAAGGAAUCUAGGUGGGUUAUUCAUGCUGUGGUCACUGCGAAAUUUAAGAGCCCCUGGAUUUUAUCUUCUAUUUAUGGGAGCACCAACAAGGUCACUAGGAAGAGGAUUUGGGAUGAGUUAGAAGCCAUUGCCGAGUUUGGUAAAACAGGUCAUAUGGUUAUGGGUGACUUAAACACGAUUGGAGCUAGAAAUGAGAAAGCUGGUGGCAAGGAACCUUCAGCUAAUCAGUUGCAGGAGCUCAAAGAUGUCAUGGACCAAUGUGGAUUGAUUGAUUUGGGGGCAAAUGGACCAAAAUUUACUUGGAAUAAUAAGCGUCCUGGGCUAGCUAACAUCAAGGAAAGGUUGGACCAUGUGUUAGCUAAUGAGGAAUGGUGCAAAAGCUUCAAAAAUGCACAGGGCUUUACUGUAGCUAGGGGAGCCCCUAUGAUUACUCACUCUCUCUAUGAAGAUGACAACAUUAUCUUCCUCAAGGCAAAUUAUAAAAAUGCUUGUAAUUUGAGAUAUAUUCUUGACAAGUUUAGCAAAUGGUCUGGUCAGGUUGUUAGCGAUGCUAAGUCAACUUUACUGACUUCGAAUAAUCUGGGUAGGAGCUUCACCAUGAGUAUGGCUAAGGCACUUAGAGUGCAGGUUGCUGAAACUCCAGGUAAGUACUUAGGUAUUCCUUUACAAUGGGGUAGAGUUUCUGAGAAAACCUUUGCUGAUUUGCUAGAAAAACUUAGUAAUAAGAUGGUUGGGUGGAAGUCCAAAUCUUUGAAUAUUGCUGGUAGAACUAUUCUUAUUAAAUCUGUUCUUGAUACAGUUUCUAAUCAUGUUAUGUCUAUGCUAAAGUUUCCUAAAGGUUUAGUCAAUAAGAUUGAUAAAUUUAGGAGGGACUUUUUGUGGGGAGGAGAUAAAGACUCUAGGAAGAUGCAUAACAUAAAUUGGUUAACUGUGUGCAGUCCUGUAGUAAAUGGUGGUUUAGGUGUAAGAGAUUUGGAUUUUGACAAUAUGGCUUUGCUAGCAAAGAUGGCAUGGAGGGUUAGUAAGAACCCUGAAUCUGAGGUGGCUAGCCUUUUAAAGGCUAAAUACAUCAAGGAUAGUGAUUUCUGGUCUAGUAAGUCUAAAAAUGGUUGUACUACCUGUUGGAGAAGUCUAGUCAAAGGAAAAGAUAUUAUAAAGGGUAGUCUUCGAUGGUGCAUAUGUGAUGGGAGUCAGGUUGAUUUCUGGAGAGAUACUUGGAUCGAUGAACUUCCUUUGUCUGCUUUAAACAAUAUGGAAGGUAUUAGUUUGCCUGAUAUUUCGGUGAAAGAUGUCAUUAAAUCGAGUACGAGGCAAUGAGAUCUUUCUGUUGUUGAUAGAUUUAUUUCUGAUGAGGUGAAGAAUAAAAUAAUUUCUAUCCCGAUCCCUAUUAGUGAUGAUAGGAUUGAUAGUAGAGUCUGGAUAAAUGGGAAAAUGGUAAGGUAAGUGUUAAAGAGGCUUUUAACUUCUUAAUUUCCAGGAAAGUCGGCAUGGUUAAUACCAAUACUCACUGGAAAUUUCUGUGGACCAUUAAAUGCCCACAAAAAUUUAAAUUCUUUUUGUGGAAGCUUUGCCACAACAAACUUAAUCUGAAUGAAUCUCUUUACAGGAAAUGUAUAAGCUCAUCCCCUGGUUGCACUUCAUGUCGUAGAGACUUUGAAACUAUUUAUGUUUCUCAAUUGUUCUGCAGUUUCUCCUAUAUGGAAAAAGUUAUAUGAUAUGACAGGGCUGAGGUUUGAUUUGGAUGUAAUGCCACCUACUUUCUUAAAACAAUUACUUUCUUUAAAUGGUACUGUUGGAAAUGUUAGGUGGGAUUAUAUUGUUCCCCAUAUGUUGUGGUGCAUAUGGAACAGUAUAAACAGGUUGAUUCACGAAGAAGAAAGGUUUGUUGCCUUAAAGCUUCUUGCCUUGGCCAUUAGAAAAGCAAGGGAGUUUUAUUUAACUGUCGUACAUAAGGAAGAGAGACCUAACCAUAUGCAUGAAAUUUUAGUUAAAUGGCAGGCCCCUAAGACAUGUUAUUUCAAAUUGAAUACAGAUGGCGCUUCUUCUGAUUCUCGCUUUGCAGGAAUCAGUGGGGUGGUUAGAAAUGAUGCUGGUACUUUUGUGGCAGGAUUUGCAAAACACGUUUACCAGAAUGGAAGCAAUGUGGCUGAAGUAUGGGCUGCUAGAGAUGGU